Messenger RNA from Cucurbitaria berberidis CBS 394.84, 1449 nucleotides. RefSeq lists its product as uncharacterized. Gene Ontology annotation, molecular function: zinc ion binding; DNA-binding transcription factor activity, RNA polymerase II-specific. The coding region runs from base 1 to 1449 and encodes 482 amino acids. Lineage: Eukaryota; Fungi; Ascomycota; Dothideomycetes; Pleosporales; Cucurbitariaceae. The record is from RefSeq and is a predicted model, not a curated record. The transcript is spliced from 2 exons. Gene Ontology annotation, biological process: regulation of transcription by RNA polymerase II.
AUGCCGCGCCUCAGCUCUGGUUUCGUACCGAAGAAAGCCCACAGAAAAUCGAGGGGUGGCUGCCUGAGGUGCAAGACGAAGAAGGUCAAGUGCGAUGAGAUACAGCCUACUUGCGGGUACUGCUCAACGAGGAAGUUGAGCUGCGAAUACCCUCAGAAUUCAUCUUCAGCUUCAAGGUCACCCUCAUCGACUUCAUCGCCCAACCAGGACUCUGAGGAAGUUAACUUCAACGACGCAUUGAUGCAAAUACCUACCUGGCUUGUACCACCAGCAUUUGCUUCAUCGGGCCAGUUGUCCCCCCUGGACCAUGAUUUACUUCACCAUUACAGAUCAUCAUCGUGGGAGAUUUUUGCCAUCCGCGAAGAUGCGGCUGUACAUACAAUCCACCGCGACUUCGUCCCACAAGCCUCACUUUCGCACCCGUAUCUCCUCCAUGCAAUCCUAAGUAUCGCAGCCUCGCACAGCAACAUGCUUCGCCCAUCAAAGCAGAUGGAGAGGCAGACAUUAGUGUACCGCCAGAAGACCUUUCAAGGAUACACUAAAGCACUACAAAAUAUCACGGCGGAGAACUAUGAGUCGAUCUUGGUGACUGGCAUGUUUCUCUCUGCCCUGAUUCCGCCACCUGGGCUCGAGGACAGUGACGAGGAGCAUUUGCAGUGGCUGUACAGCGUGUUGAAGACUAACGAAGGCCUGACCUUCCUCGCUUCUCUCCGCUGGGGACAGGGCAUCGAAAAACUCUCCGUAUACCCGCUCUUCUGCCGCGAGCUGCGUACACUACCGCCGCCACCACCACCAACCGUCCAUAGUAGCGUAGAGGAUCCAAACCUUUGCACGCUCGUCGGACGCAUAGGCACGACGCCAGACCAUCCAAACCCACCUCCAACAUACCAACGACGUUCUACACCUUCAACCCCUCUUUUCCUACCACCGCGCUUGAUGGUAGUACUCGAAAGCCUCGUCAGCCCCACUACCACAGGACCCAUAGAUAUGCACCGUAACGCCCUCGUCCCCGUUUUCCAAGCCCUCUCCCCAAUCUUCCUCAGCUUAUACUAUUACCAUCUAAAUCAAGACUUCCGCGUCCGCAUCUUCGUAUUGACAUCCUUCCUCAUGCCAGACUUUUUGGACCUAGUGAAGACAAGGGAGCCGAGAGCGCUGACGCUAACGGCGUGGUGGUUUGCGCUUGCGGGCUUGUUUCCGAGGGGGUGGUGGAUUGGAAGUCGUGUUACAAGAGUGGUAGAGGCUAUUGGGCGGGUGGUAAGGUCGAAGGGCGAUGCGCAGACGGUGGAGGCGAUUAAGGGGGCGGAGAAGAUUGUUGAGACGUUGGAGAGUGUGGGGCGGGAAGAGGCGGCGAGAAGUGUAUUUGAGGAUUGGGACGGUAUGGAUUGGGAUGAUGGGCCGAGGAGAGCUGGGGAGUGGGAGUUUGAGCAACUCCUGGACCUGAGCGUAUGA